AUGAAUAGAGCCAUUUCUACAAGAUUGCCAUUGACUAGCUUUAGUAAGCAAUGCUCAAUGCGCCUUGCUUCCACCGCUACUACUACCAAAAAGAUCGUUUUACAUAAUCACCCCUCUACUUCUCUUGCAAGCUUCAACAAUAAAUUAGCCAAGCUUGUUCGAAUGCGUAAAGGCAAUGCCAGGAAUGUUUUGAGUAAGGUGCUCGAAAUCACGAAUGAGAUCAAGGCUCAAAAUCUUUCCUAUGAUUUAAAUACCUACAAUGCUCUUUUGGCAGCCUAUGCUAGAGCUCAUGAUAAAUCAAAGAUUGAUAAAACAAUCAAUCAAAUGGAAAAAGAGGGUAUCAAGCCUACGACAGAUAGUUAUAAUCUUAUUUUGGAGGCAUAUGCUAACCAUAGAGAUGUCGAAGUACAACUUGAUUGGAAGAAGGAGAUGGAACAAAAGGGAAUCGAAUUUAAUAAUAUCUCAUAUUAUCAUUUGUUAAGAGGACAGCGUAAUUACAGACUUGCCUUGGAAACAUUUAACGAAAUGAAACAACGUGGAUUAACCCCUACUUUAUCUUCAUACACUUUGUUGAUUCAAAACUGUCCUACAGAGCAGUCAAAGAAGGCAUUUGAGUUAUUGAAGGAAGUAGAAGAAAGUGGGAUGCCUAUUGCAAGUGAGCCAUCCUUGUACUUUCAUAUGAUGCGUCUUGCAGCAAGUACAUAUGAGCUGGAUGUUACCAGUUACUGCUGGAAGAAGGCAGUGAACGAACUGUCCUUACGCCCUGACGAGGGUACCUGUAUUGGUGUACUUAACGUAGCAGCCAGGAAGGGUGAUACAUCUCUAGCUACUGAUGUCAUUCGUCAAUUGAGUAAAAAUGGAUACCCUUACAAGGAACACUACUUUACACCACUCAUGGAAGCAUUUGUUGUAAAGGACGACUUGAAGAGUGCAUUCAACGUCUUGGAUAUCAUGCGUAUCUCUGGAGUUCCACCCACAAUGAAAUCUGUUUAUAAUCUCCGCAAGAGACUGAGUACUAGUACGGCAAUGAUUGACAAGGCAUACUUUACACUAGAAGAGAUGAAAAAGGAAAAGAAGCCUAUAGACAUUGUUGCCUUCAACGUGGUGGUGGCUGCUUGUGCCGAUGCUGGUGAUGUCGUGCGUACGAUCGGAACUUACCGUGAAGCGGCCAAACUUGGGAUAACACCUGACAUUGAUACAUACAACGCAAUCUUGGAUGUCUGUAUUAAUGGACGAGUAGAGGAUAUGGAUAACGUGGUGAUCACAGAAAUGAAGAAUGCCAAUGUUACUCCUAACGUAGACACAUAUGUAAAGAUGAUUGAAAUUUGUUCUCGUCGAAAGGACUUUGAGCAAGCAUUCCAAUAUCUUGAACAAAUGAAGGAUUACAACACACUUCCUCCUGAAAGAUGCUAUUUUACCUUGGCAUAUAAUUUGUCAAACAGAAAUGAUCCUAGAUAUCAUCUUGUGUUGGAAGAGAUGGAAACCCUUGGCUACGAUGCCACCAAGGUUAAACGAUUCAUGACUAAAGACUCAGAGGAAAGACAGAAUAGAGAGGGAAGAUACAACAAAGAGGGAAGAUAUAUCAGAGAGAGUAAAUAG
Rhizopus microsporus ATCC 52813 is the source of this 1599-nucleotide messenger RNA. RefSeq lists its product as uncharacterized. The transcript has 4 exons. NCBI's taxonomy places the organism in Eukaryota, Fungi, Mucoromycota, Mucoromycetes, Mucorales, Rhizopodaceae. The record is from RefSeq and is a predicted model, not a curated record. Bases 1 to 1599 code for a protein of 532 amino acids. Gene Ontology annotation, molecular function: protein binding.